Messenger RNA from Malaya genurostris, 1380 nucleotides. RefSeq lists its product as uncharacterized. Lineage: Eukaryota; Metazoa; Arthropoda; Insecta; Diptera; Culicidae. The transcript has a single exon. The coding region runs from base 1 to 1380 and encodes 459 amino acids. Gene Ontology annotation, molecular function: nucleic acid binding. The record is from RefSeq and is a predicted model, not a curated record. Gene Ontology annotation, biological process: DNA integration.
AUGGUCCAGCACGAAUGUUUUACUUCCGAAAUCUCUGCAUUGAAGGCUAAUAAACAUGUGUCCAACCAAUCCAAAUUGCGAUUCCUCCAUCCCGAGUUGCACGAUGGACUAAUUCGUGUUGGUGGCCGGCUUCAAAAUGCAGAUAUCCACGUUAAUGCUAGGAACCCCCUCGUCUUGCCAUCAAGACAUCCGCUAACUCGCUUGAUCGCGGAAACAAUUCAUCGACAGCAAUUACACUGUGGUCCUCAACAGCUGUUAGUGACGAUGCAUCAACGUUUCUGGCCACUGCGCGGUCGAGACCUUGUACGUAGCGUGGUUCAUUCCUGUGUAACAUGUGUUAAGGCUCGACCACGUCAGCUUUCGCAACUUAUGGGAUCUUUGCCUGCCGUUCGAGUUACACAAUCUCACGCAUUCGAAAAUGUUGAGAUUGAUUUUGCAGGACCGUUCUAUCUUCGACGCUCAAGCCCUCGUGCCGCUCCGUCGAAAUCGUACGUGGCAGUUUUCGUCUGCAUGGCAACGAAAGCGGCGCAUUUGGAACUUGUCAGCGAGUUAACUACAGCAGCGUUCAUCGGAUGUUUUCGUCGAUUUAUUGCUAGACGUGGUCGACCAAAAAAUGUGUACUGUGACAAUGCAAAAAACUUUGUUGGUGCCGACCGUGAAAUACGACGUUUAUUUCUCUCGCAGCAGCAUCGACACGCCAUCAGUAGUGAAGCUUCUGCUCAACUAAUUCAGUUUCAUUUCAUCCCUGCUCGCUCACCAAACUUUGGCGGACUUUGGGAGGCCUGUGUCAAAUCGAUGAAACAGCAUCUUCGUCGUGUUAUCGGAACUGCAUGCCUAACCCAAGAAGCAUUCGUUACCGUUUUAACACAAGUUGAGAGUUGUUUGAACUCAAGGCCUGUUACGCCAAUCUCGACGGACCCAAAUGACAUGCAAGUGUUGACACCAGGUCAUUUUUUAAUUGGGCGAGCACUCAACGCAUUGCCAGAACCCGAUUACACGCUGAUACCAGAAAACCGGUUGCGAAUGUGGGAACGCAUCCAACGUUGCACACAACAUUUCUGGCAGAGAUGGCAUCAUGAGUACCUAACAUCCCUUCAAAAGCGAUACAAGUGGUCCAAAUUCACUCGUAAUCUUGCUAUUGGCUCAAUCGUACUACUACAGGAAGAGUCUCUCCCGGUGUUGAAAUGGUCGAUCGGAAGAGUUUUAGACGUACAUCCAGACGAAAGCGGAAUAGUUCGUGUUGCAUCGGUUCGGUUGCCUUCUGGAAUUGUUACCAGGAGGUCAAUUUCGAGACUUUGUUUGCUACCCAUUGAAGUUGAUCCAGCGCAACUGCCAGACACAGCAAAGAACUCAUCACAUAAUUCCACAGAGUCGACCUGA